Molecule: messenger RNA, 855 nt
Organism: Pelmatolapia mariae (spotted tilapia)
Lineage: Eukaryota; Metazoa; Chordata; Actinopteri; Cichliformes; Cichlidae
Product: macrophage mannose receptor 1-like
Exons: 4
Coding region: 1-855 (284 amino acids)
Source: RefSeq, a predicted model, not a curated record
AUGGGUCAGUGCUCCUUGAUUUUAUGCCAGCGCUAUGAGUACUAUUUUAUUAAAGAGCCUAAAACUUGGGACGAAGCUCAGCACUACUGUAGAGACAGAUAUAAAGACCUGGCCACAGUGCCUAACAUGAAAUAUUUGGAGACACUGUACACAGAUUCUACAGAGUAUCAAGGAAACGCCUGGAUUGGGCUGUACAGCAUCUCAGGAAAAGAAAACAGGAGGUGGCACUGGUCUCUGCCAGGAGUGGAGUUCAAUGAUAAAGACAUGAAAUGGAGAGCAGAACAAAGCAAAUCACUCCAUUUCAUUGACUCUCAAAAAGUAUGGCGUGAGGCUCAGAGCUACUGCAGAGAGCACCACACAGACCUGGCCAGUGGAGCAGAACAGUUAAAGGAAGCAGUCAGUAAAUUUAAGAGUUCUGAUAAAACACGAUCAUGGAUCGGCCUGUUCAGAGACACCUGGAGGUGGUCAGAUGGGAGUAAUUACUCUUAUAGACACUGGAGAGAUGUUGAAAAGUUGAUCCUGAUCAAUGAAAGCAAAAAUUGGGAAGAGGCUGUAAAUUACUGCAGAAAGCACCAUCUUGACCUGGUCUCCAUCACAAGCCUUGAACAGCAGGAACUGGUGCAAGAGAGAGCCAAGAAUGCCAGCACAUCCCACAUCUGGCUGGGACUGCGCUACAGCUGUGCUCUUGAUCUGUGGUUCUGGGUUAAUGACCAGCUUGUCUGCUAUAAGAACUGGGCCGAUGAGACAGACACUGGAGACUGUAACCUGGCUGUAGCCAUGGAGACAAGAGGAGAACAUAAAUGGUUCAAGAAAAAUGACACAGACAUGUUUAACUUUAUCUGUUCUUUAUCAUAG